AUGGCAGCUACAAACUUAGCCACCCAAUUAACAGCACUUGUUGUAGAUGACAACAUACUCAACAGAAAGAUUCAUCAAAAGCUGUUGAACAGUGUUGGAGCGAAAACACAGGGAGUGGAAAAUGGCAAGGAAGCAGUUGACAUUCAUUUCAUCAAUGGACAAAGAUUUGACCUAAUUUUCAUGGACAUGGAUAUGCCUAUCAUGAAUGGCAUUGAGGCCACAAAGAAACUUCGCUCAAUGGGUAUUCGUAGCAUGAUUAUUGGUGUGUCAUCACGCUCUACAGAAGCAGAAAUACGAACAUUUAUGGAAGCGGGGCUGGAUGACUAUCAAGAGAAACCCUUAACCAUUGCUAAGCUUAGUUCAAUCCUUGAUAAGAUCAACCACAAUCUUACUUGA
Messenger RNA from Gastrolobium bilobum, 396 nucleotides. RefSeq names its product two-component response regulator 24-like. Bases 1 to 396 code for a protein of 131 amino acids. NCBI's taxonomy places the organism in Eukaryota, Viridiplantae, Streptophyta, Magnoliopsida, Fabales, Fabaceae. The transcript has 2 exons. Gene Ontology annotation, biological process: phosphorelay signal transduction system. The record is from RefSeq and is a predicted model, not a curated record.